Ornithodoros turicata is the source of this 3642-nucleotide messenger RNA. RefSeq names its product A disintegrin and metalloproteinase with thrombospondin motifs 16-like. The record is from RefSeq and is a predicted model, not a curated record. Gene Ontology annotation, molecular function: metalloendopeptidase activity. Gene Ontology annotation, cellular component: extracellular matrix. The transcript is spliced from 24 exons. Gene Ontology annotation, biological process: extracellular matrix organization; proteolysis. NCBI's taxonomy places the organism in Eukaryota, Metazoa, Arthropoda, Arachnida, Ixodida, Argasidae. Bases 16 to 3273 code for a protein of 1085 amino acids.
GGGCGUGUAGCGAGCAUGGCGCCCUUGGAUUUCUGCCAGAGCACAGAGCACUGUGCUGCCGGUGCCGCUGCCAUGCGGUCCGCCGUCUCUGCGACUCUCGCGCUGUGUCUUCUGCUCUGUUUGGGACAUUUUUUGGACAGAUGCGACGCGACAUCUUCCUACACGGCCUCUCCUCGCUUGCAGUUCCAACCAAACCACUUCUAUGAUGUGGCCAGGAAGAUGGAGAAAUUGCUCACAGUGGGAACUGACCAUUCCGAUGCCAAAUACGACGUGUUCGAACCCCACUUCGAAACGCCGCCAUCGCAUCAACGGCGUCGGAGGCGCCGUAGGAGGCGACGCCAUCCACCGGACGCCGAAUUGGGCGUCGAGGUGCAGGCAUUCGGACAGAACCUCCGCUUGGCCCUGGAGCACACGAGGGCCCUUCUAUCACGUGACUUUCAGCUCCUGGAGGUGGGGACAUCGGGAAAACGAAGACGAAGAGCGGCGACCAACAUGCAAGCCGACGCAGAUUGCUUUUAUCAGGGAUACGUACGAGGAAUUCCUCGUAGUAGAGUGGCCCUGUCUAUCUGCAACGGCCUGAGAGGGCUUAUAGAGGUACCCAACGCUUCUUACUUGGUGUACCCACUGCCUCCCGAGCGGCAAGGUGCCAACAGCACACAUCAGCCUCAUAUCAUCGUUCAACAGGAUCAGCGGGAAAGGAGGUUCUGCGGGCAUUAUGGUAAAACUCACGAAAAUUCGAACACAGAGAGGUACCCUCCGGUGUACAACUCGCGGCAGCGGAGACGUGCGAGGAGAAGGGUACACCGUGAUACUAAAGCCGUCAUCGAAACAGCUGUGUUCGUUGAUCAGGCAUUGUACACUGCCAUGGCCAGGGCGUUCCCGGUCAAUACUGACCAGGAGUUGGUCACUUUCGUACUCACCAUACUGAAUGCGGUACAAAUGCUUUUCAAGCACGAUUCACUAGGAAGGAACAUCGACAUCACUGUCGUUGAGCUGGAGAUUCUUAAAUUACAACCGAAGGACCUGGUUCCUUCAGAAAACAUCGACACUUACCUCACAAACUUCUGCGUCUGGCAACAUCAUCGUCGGAAAUCUUCAAUCUUAGGAUCCUCUCGGUGGGAUCACGCACUACUCUUGUCAGGUAUCAACAUGUUCGUAGUCGACGAAAAGGGGAUGAGGAAAAGACACGUCGUAGGUCUUGCCCCAGUGAGCGGCAUGUGCAAUUCACUCAAUAGCUGCACAAUCAGCGAAGGAACAAGUUUCCAAAGCGUCUAUGUUGCUAGUCAUGAAAUGGGACACAGCUUGGGCAUGGAACACGACGGGAAACAAGAUGGUAACCCGUGUGACGUCGAUAAUUACGUCAUGUCGCCAACCUUGGGGGCUGGAAAAACAACCUGGUCCCCAUGUUCCAGACAGUACAUGGAGAAAUUUCUAAGGUCUCAAGCAGCGCACUGCGUCUUUAAGCAAGGAAGUCCCGUUAACCUCCUGGGCAGAACAACCCAAAGGCUUCCAGGUGAACAGUUCACGCCAGACCAGCAGUGUUCCCUGAGGUUUGGAACAACGAGCCGACAUUCGCCUCACCAACCGCUUGAGGAAAUGUGCCGCAUGCUUCGAUGUGACACGAACCGAGACUUGACACCAGUAUCGUACGCUGCGCAUCCCGCGCUGGAAGGGACACCAUGCGGUCGCAGCAAGUGGUGUCGCGGAGGCAAAUGCGUCUCGAAGCAAGAGCUGGAGCGCCGUUCCAGGGAGCCUCCCAUCCACGGCGGCUGGAGCUCCUGGACCGCAUUUGGGCCCUGCCGUUCAGACUGCGUCAUUCGAGGAGAUUUCGCGUCCGUCGGUGUGCGGGUGUCGCGACGCAGAUGCGACGAUCCCAGGCCACAGAAUGGCGGCAAGUACUGUGAAGGAUCCGACAAGAGGGUUCAGAUAUGCGACGCGUCACAGGUCUGUCCAGCUUCUCGACCGAAGCAAGUUCUCGAAGACUUCAUGCUGUCCAUUUGCAGACAGGCAUCUCUCCGCGACAACACAAUAGAACCUCUGGGAACUCAAUUCCCUAGCAGAGACAACUCACAUUCGUGCUACGUCUGGUGCCAUAAGCAAAAUGGAGGCUACAUGACUCACGGAUGGCGUAUUCCGGACGGAACGCCAUGUUGGACUUAUGGCCAACGCGGCAACAGAUACUGCGUUGACGGAGAAUGUCAGGGGUUCGAUUGCAACGGUCGAAGCACCGAGGACGAAUUCCUGGAAGAGUGCGUUCGGACCUCAGCGGCUAUGGUUCGGGCUCCAGCAGGAUGGGGCCCAUGGCAUACCGUUAGCGAAUGUCGACAUUCCUGCUUACUAGGCGGUACAGGCUUCCAGCUUGUUGCCAGGGAAUGUAAUUCAAUCCCACGCUGCAGAGGCAAACGCGAAACGUUCAAGCUUUGCGACUCGACAGCUAAGUGUUCCAACAUGAUAUCAGCUGACCAGUACGCCACGAAAGUAUGUGGCAAGUACCGCAGGAAGUACCCUAGUCUGUUGAGUGGCAGAGGACGUCAGCUUCCACCACAACCAGGAAAUGAGCACGUGUCAUGUGUAGUAGCAUGCCAGGACAGAGUCUGGAGAGAUACUCAUUAUCAGAUGGAUGUCUUUGAAGAAGGACGGUUUCCCUUUGGCACAGACUGCAGCGGAGGUGAUGGCACAGCCUUUUGCGUAGGCGGCGUCUGCCAGAAAUUCUCGAAAGAAGGAAUUCCCUUGGAGGAUGCAACAGCAAGCAACAGAAUAUCCGGAAGGCUUCAACGUUCAAGAAGAAGUCGUGCCAUUCUACCAGAGGACGUACCGAGAGCGGACAUGCCACUGCAGCCCCUUGUUGAGCCCGACCUACCUUAUUGGUGGCUUCAAUCCAACGACACCUGGGCGAGAGUUAGGCCUUUUUUCUGGAAGGUUCUGCUGUCCGACUGCUCGGCACCAUGUGGAGGAGGGCUAUGCAACGUGACAGUAAACUGUCAAGUAGAUGGAAAAGAGGUAGACAAAGCUCUCUGUGAUCCACGGCUGAGACCGCCAAUUGAUAGUGGGAGCAGUCCUUGCAAUACGCAUCCCUGUACUGGAAGCUGGCACGUGGAGCCCUGGGGUCCCUGUUCACAGUCCUGUGGAUCACACGGUUUUAGGCACCGUCGUGUCGUCUGCAUACAGCCCAUGGGGCAAUCCAUCUUUUCCCUAGUCCAUGACCCCAACUGUCCUCUACCAGAACCUCCAAGAAUUGAAAAGUGCGUCAUGCCACCGUGUCCAACAAACUGAGCUGAGGAGCUCUGCGGUUGAAAACCAAUCUCAGUCCUUACCGUACUCCAAGUAAGAUUCCGCCUCGCAGGGAGCAGCCCUACCGGCAUGAAACACGGCGACGUCGAAUGGAAAGAGAUCAUUUUCGUGGAUUCGUAUAUGGUCCUCGAAUGGUUCCGAGGAGCGUUUCAGCAUGAAUGGCUUAGUCGAUUUUGGUUGAGUAUCCCUUGGGUGUCCAAUCCUCGGUUUCAUUGGAGCGGGGUCACAUAUAAGAUGUCAAAGUACAUCGUGAAACUUAAGUUUGCUGAGCAAACAGCGUCAUCCUGGCCAUCUGUAACUUAUUGUUGUGAUGUUUAUUUUAUUUUGCACGACAUAAAAUAAAAAAAAAUA